This is a messenger RNA of Seriola aureovittata, 3809 nucleotides long. Its product is annotated as Fc receptor-like protein 5. The record is from RefSeq and is a predicted model, not a curated record. The transcript has 6 exons. Gene Ontology annotation, biological process: cell surface receptor signaling pathway. NCBI's taxonomy places the organism in Eukaryota, Metazoa, Chordata, Actinopteri, Carangiformes, Carangidae. The coding region runs from base 2539 to 3276 and encodes 245 amino acids. Gene Ontology annotation, molecular function: transmembrane signaling receptor activity.
GUGACUGCACGGGGCCCUGCUCUUGUACCACAGAGAUCGCUGCCACAGGGGCCACUGUAUUUGCAAUCACUGCAUUAGCCUGUGGAUUAGCUUUCUUAUUAUGGAGGAGAUGUGACAAAACUGCAGACACAGAGAAACUCCCAGUGACCAGACAGGAGUCAGGGGAAAGCUCAGUCAGCGGUGCAUCUGAAAAUCAGUUGCUCCUGGUGCAGAGAGAGAAAGCUGACUCCAUUCAGCAUCUCAGGUCAGAGCUGUGUGAGAAAAACAAGACCAUCAUCCAACUACAGAACGACUUAAAAUCUCUGGUUGUUUGCCAGCACAGCCAGCCAACAUUAGUUCCCUCCAGAUCCUCACAGAUGGUCCAAGAACCACUUGUCAGCUCCAGUCUGGAGACCAGCAUCUCACCCAGUGACCACAACCCACCACCAAGUUACUCAAGCAUCAGUAACCGUCCUGGAUCUGCCAUCGAACCCCAGAACAAGCAUCAAAAACCUCGCCUCCAAAGGCAAAACAGUGUCCCAGCAUCUGCCCGACCGAUUCAGAAAACCGUUCCUUUUAACAGCAGCCCGGCUUUUUCCUCUUUUGAUGCUGAAGCGCCAUCCAGUUCUUCUUCAGUAGUAAACCCAGGUCGUAUCGGUCGUUCUAUGAGCGACUGUAGCGCUCAGCCUGCUCCAAAGCACCUCAGGUCUCGGCAAAGACACUCCAUAGCUUUUCCUUUAUCACCAUCGUUUAAUAGCCACUACUCUCCUCUGACAGAUGUGAAUGAAGAGUAAGAACAUGCAGCAGUGAAGGUUUCAGUUCUGGAUUAACCCCAGACACCUUGGAAAAUACAAACAAACAUAAUCCAUCUAGAAACGUCUAGUCAAGUUAAGAGAAUAAGCUUUUUCUAUCCUUCAUGCCUUUAUAUACAAGAGCUCAGGUGUGUGCACAUGUAAACUGCAGGUGAUGAUGGUUCAGUUUGCCUCAGGCACAAGCACAAAUUCUAAUUGACUCACUGUCAUUUUGCACUUUCAACUUUAGGUCUUUCAUCUGAGAAAAUCUGCAAACUUUUAAUUUGGCCACUGAGCUUCAUCUGUGAAUGAAAUGAUUUUCCUUCUGCACCUUAUUUCACUAUUGCAUUCUACUGUAUAUAUUAUGUAUAUUUAUAGGAAAAUGACUCAGCAGGUUUUCAGAUCUUAAAGGACACACGCAGAGGAAGUUAAUAUGGAGCUGUCAGUGCAUGUUACCUGCUGAAGUAUAAACCUGACCACUUGUUACACAUUUCUACAAAAACUAAUUAAAUAUAUGUAUUUAUUUUCUCAUGCAUAUUAUAAUGUGAUAUUUGAUAUUUGAGGUUGUUCAUUUCUUUAAAAUAGCUACUUACUGAUUGGAGGUAAAUUUUUAUAUAAAUUUUAGUUUAAAAAUUGACAUUUUUGUUUAUUUUUUAAGCUUCCCUUUUGUAUGUCCAUGACAUUUGGUUAUGAAAUCAAAUAAAGCUCUUUGUUUAAUUGUAGUCUCACUGCACUUCCUUCAUAGAAUCCUAGACAUAGACCUGGAAAUAGAUCCAGAGCACCCCCUGGUGGAUAAGUGAUGACGCUGCACUGUUUUGCAGCAUGUCCAAACCCUACUGGUGUUUUCAGAGGUGAAAAGUGAGAUUAUGAUCAAUCAGAUUAGACAGCAACAUAGACAUCUGAUACAAUGCAAUAAGUUCACACUCAUUUCAAGUUACUGAAAGACAAUCUGAGGUCUGUAGGAGGGAGCUGGAUACAUGAACAAAUAAAGACAAAAAUCGCCACAUGCACUCGCUGGGUUUUUCACUUUAAAUCUCCCUCCAGUGUAAAGGUGUGUGUCCAUGUGUAGUGUGAUUAUAGAUUAUAGAUCAGCUCUAGCUUCUAUAUUAAUACUGUGAAAGUAUCAAAGCCUCAGUCCACAGAGAAAUGCACACAGCCUGUAUUCAGAAACUGAGCCUUAAAACCAGCCGUCAGGACUUCUGGAACUUUGUGAUGUCACAACAAAGCAGUCACCAAGCCCCGCCCACCUGGACCCACCAUCCAAACCUUGCAGGAUUUGGUCUCUCUGAUAAGAAGAAGCUCUGAUAAACCCCCUAUACAUUACCUGCUCAGACACACACAGUCAGAAAGCAGCUGCUGAACAUAGUGGAGAAUUUAGCAGCUAAAGAGAUUUCCCUCAGGAGCAGGUGGAGACCAAAAACAGAGCUAAAAGAGAGAGAAAACUGUGCUUAGAUUCAUCAGGUGGCCACAAACACAUGAAUAACCACGUCUGCUGAAAGUGCAAAUACAUCUGUUUGUUUUUCUAGUCAACCACUGCAGCUUCUUAGAAAAUUGCUUCAUACACCAAAAAGAUUUUUUUUCUUUUGUGCAUAUUUAGUUUUUUUCUUCAGAGGAAAUCUGAAGGAAGUCUUGAGGCGUUUCACACAAGCGGCUGCCAUGACAACAAACGCAGCGACAGUGUAAGUGCUGUAUGUGAGGGUGGGGUUUGUCAGAGAGGAAGUGCAGAGAUCAGAUUGUCUGUCUGUCCAUCAGUUGUCGCUGAGACAGGAUGCAGUUCACACCGUUCUGCCUGAUGCUGUCGGCCUGUAUUCGGGUCAGCCCUGACAGGUCUCAGUUCUUCAGGUACGACACCAUCACCAUGAGCUGCGAGGAUGUGCUGAACUCCACCGGGUGGAAGGUGAAGAGGAAAACACUGGAGGGCGGGGUCAGACCCUGCUCCUUAGGUUGGGGCUCCACCUCCUCGGGGUCGACUUGCAUCAUUGGAAACAUCUACCCAUCGGACGGCGGGGUGUACUGGUGUGAGUCUGUGGACGGGAAGCAGAGCAACGGUGUCAACAUCACCAUCACUGAUCGUACUGUGAUCCUGGAAAGUCCCGCCCUCCCUGUGUCGGAGGGAGCCGCUGUGACUCUGUACUGCAAAGCUGAGACGCGCUCCCCCGACCACGUGUUUAAUUUCUAUAAAGAUGGCCGCCCCAUCGGCAGCAGCUCCACGGGUCAGAUGACCAUUCACAGUGUUUCCAAAUCUGAUGAAGGCCUCUACAUGUGCAGCGUUUCUGGAGGUGAAGAAUCAAGAGCCAGCUGGCUGGCUGUUGAAGCUUCAUCCUCAUCUCGGACUGCUUCAUGUUCAGUUUCUGUCUUGAAAAUCAUGUUUCACCUGCUGGUGGGAACUCCUUACCUGCUGUCCACCAUCUUACUGGGACUCAUUUACAGAGACAGGAGGAGAGCAGCUCAGACGGUUGCAAAGAGAAGAGGCAGCAACGAUGUCAUCAUGGAUAUAGUCGUGUAGCUCGACGAACCAGUAACAAGCGGCCAAGAAAUUCUGCAUCGCUUCCGACCCUUCACCACAGGAGAUUCAUUCAUUCAUUCAAGGUCAGCAGAGAUUGUUGUGAAGAGUUUACAAAGACCUCGUAGACGUAAUGACCAACAAGGUCCUACCAUGUUCAUCGUCCUCUUUUCACAUGCCUUCCAAAAUAUAUAUAUAUAUACAUAUAACCAUUACAAAAAUGACUGAGUGUCCUGAUCUGACGCCUCUACGGUCAAAGUUUAGGCAACUAAAACCCCAUGGUUAAGGUUGGGGAAUAAACACUGUAAAAAGUAACCAGAUGUAAACAUACAUCCACAAGGAGUGGGAUUAUAUAACAAUGAUGUCAUCUAACAAAUGAUAAAUUAUGAUUAAAUUGGUUCUCAUGCUUAACAGAUUAACGUUAGUUUACACGAAAGGCUACAUAAAUUGUUAAUCAGUAAUCAAUAACCUCCCUGAUACUUUACUAUUUCCACUAUUUCCAAUGUCAACAAUGAACCAUUAAACUCAAAAAAUAA